Chlamydomonas reinhardtii is the source of this 1953-nucleotide messenger RNA. RefSeq lists its product as uncharacterized. Gene Ontology annotation, molecular function: metalloendopeptidase activity. The record is from RefSeq and is a predicted model, not a curated record. Bases 249 to 1580 code for a protein of 443 amino acids. The transcript has 17 exons. NCBI's taxonomy places the organism in Eukaryota, Viridiplantae, Chlorophyta, Chlorophyceae, Chlamydomonadales, Chlamydomonadaceae.
AGUGCCGGGAGUUGGCCAAAGUGAACAGCCCUUCCACCUAAAUACCAACCGUUGACCCCAAUCGAUCCACCCUAUCAUGAGCGUGACCAGUUGAACAUCUUCCUUCGCCCACAGAUUCACAAAAGCCUAAGUGCCUCAUGUUUGCACCCAGCGUCAGGCCCCCGCAGUCGACUAAAAUGACUCGAAUGCGCUCUUGCUGUCACGCCGUGCUCCUAGGAGCAAUCGCAGCUCUUGCAACACAUGUAACUAUGUCAAGCGCACAGAGAUUUCCGUCGAACUUAUUCUGGCCUCUAUGUGGCCAGUACUACACCGUCAACAUGACAGCUGACAACUGCCCAUCGGACCGUUGGAACCUGACUACGGAUGUGCCGUCAGACACAUUCACCCCGCGCCAGAAGGAGAGCCAGGGAAACCGCAUCGACUUCCAUCGUGGUGUCGACAUGCCCGCUCCGAUCGGCUCGGGCGUGUUUGCCAUCGAGACUGGCUACCUAUACCGCAUCGAGAACUCAACUUCAAACGGCGGAUAUGACGGCAUUGCAGUCUACGUCAAGCACAACAGGGCCACCGGCCGGUCUUGCAGGUCGGCGCAGGGCAUCUGGUUCAGUGUGUACAUGCACCUGAAUGCGACCAAGUGGAACGCCUUCUGCGCCAACGAGACGCACUGCCAGCAGACGGUGACCAACGCCACCAUCCUCAAGGGUGAGCGCAUCGCGAGCUCAGGAGCCGGAUUCUCCGAGUUUCCGCACCUGCACUUCGAGAUCCGCGAUGCGCCCGUGUGGGACAACUGCUCUUCGAACUGGCAGGCCGAUGCCAUCAACCCUUUCCGCGUCCUGCCGUACAACCGGAGCGCCAGCCUGCACAGCACCAACAUUACGGUGACCAGCGUGACCAACUACGGCAUCAACUUCAACGACACACAGGUCAGCGUGAACUUCUGGACGACCCGCUUUGAUUGGAACAAGAUUGAGGUGGUCAUGCGGAACAGCAGCGGACAGGUCAUCGGCACCUACCAGCAGCCCCUGGACAGCGGGUACGGGCAGUACAACCAGAAGCCCAACUGGUACGACAUCGAGAUCUGGAACCGGCAGUGGACGCACAAGAACUCGCAAGUCGCGCCCUGGAGCUCUUUCGGCAUUCCCGCGGGCUGCUCAGCCUCCAACAACUGCACGGGGGCCAACGCGUGCCCGUACUGCUUCAUGCACACAUGCACCUACGACGCCAACACCCACAAUGAGAAGCCGUGCUCGGAUAGCAACUCCACGCUGUGCUUCAACGGCGUGAGGCUGUACCCGUACAUCUUCAACAACCGCACCACACACCUGGGAUAUGAUGUCGUUUUCAAUCUUACAAAGCCUUCCGACCAGCGGGUGGCAACCGUGACCGCGUCGCUGUAUGUGGCGGGGAGCACCACAGCUUUUGCCACGACCACGUGGACUGCCCCGGCCCUGCUGACCGGCCUGAGGGCGCCCGCGCCGUCGCCCUCGAGCAGCCGCGGCGGUAAGCCCGGCCGCGGCCCUAAGCCAAAGCGCGGCCCCAAGCCCCAGCGCAGCCCCAAGCCCCGCCGCCACAAGCCCCAGUAAGGCCCUGUCCCCUGGAGCCUUCAGGCGCCAGGCAUGGCUUCAGCCAGAUGGAGCCAGCCAGCGCUGAUCUCCGCGUCAGCGUGCUGCAUUCGGUAAUUGAAGAGGGAGCAUCAGCCCAGGCCCGAGAAUGGCCAGCGAGGGGUUAUUCUUGGAGACUUGACGCCGGGGUCACCCAAGUGUCACUCCCCAGCCCCAGGUGUCAGGCGCGAAUCCGAACGAUUUCGCGUUGGUACCGGUUGCUAGGAGACUGUGCAAUAGGUGUUUGAACAUACAGCUUAUCAAACAUGCACACCAUGCGCGUGUACAGUCUCGUACAGCAUUUCUCCGGACUUCGAUGAUAACUUGCACUUAGGGCUCAUAAGGCACACAGACU